Penicillium malachiteum is the source of this 900-nucleotide messenger RNA. RefSeq lists its product as uncharacterized. The transcript has 2 exons. The record is from RefSeq and is a predicted model, not a curated record. Lineage: Eukaryota; Fungi; Ascomycota; Eurotiomycetes; Eurotiales; Aspergillaceae. Bases 1 to 900 code for a protein of 299 amino acids.
AUGCCUUCAGUAUCAGUUCUCUCCCAGAUGACCUUCUCGAAUCUCGGUCCUCUAACAACAACUUUCACCGCACCCUCAAGCUGCAGUACUCUGGGCAGAACAGGAAUAGGGCUUACAGACUUCCCUACUGGCAUUUUUUGGGAUACAAACUGCUCAAUCGAUCCCUCAAACCCUGAGCCCUCAUGGAGCUGUUUCCCUGAAGGCUCAGCGCCUUCGCCUACAGCGACACAGGUGAGUGCGAAUGAUUAUUUGCAGGUGUCGUAUUUCUCGCCGGGAUUGUAUUGUCCCUCUGGUUGGAAGACCGUAGGCGCUGCGGUCAGAGAUGGGGAUUCGAUUUCUUCGAAUGGUGCUUUUAAUUACUAUACUACGCCUAUACCGACCUCUAUUCCUGGUGCUUUCCCUGAUGAGGCGAAUCUGCUUAUGCAGGUUCUUGCGGAUGGGGAGACUGCUGCACUUUGUUGUCCUAGUUCUAUGACCGGUCAGACGGAUAUAGGCUGCUACGCUACACUACCAUCCUAUACCCCCUCAACAGGGUGUCUACGAUAUUUUCCGGAAGGAGACCUAACACAGGUUAGCGCGACAUACUGGUUCGAUGGUGUGACUGUUGUCGGUGAGGUCGAGAGUUUGAUCGCUACCUCACCUAUUACAUCAAUUAUCUCCACGACUUUUACGGCUGUCACUGCCACUGGCACUGAGGAAGCAACUAGUUAUAUUGGUGUUACGAUGGCGCCUAUGGUUAUCCUUGUUCAUAAAGAGGCGGAUUUGACAGAUGCUACAGCUACAUCUAAUGCUGCUAUGAGACUUGGAUGGAGCAGUGUUUGGGACCGUGACCUGGGACUUGUUCUUUUGGUUUCUAUGCUUGGUAUGCUAUUGGGAGUUGUAAUUAUUCUUCCUUUCUGA